CAGUUCAGCGUACAAUAUAAAGGAAAUAAAUGAAGACGCAUGAGAAUUACAUGAUUAUUAAUCAACCUUUAACGAAUAAUAUCAGUACGUAUAUUCAUAGGUCGACGGAAACACAUCGACGGGCAGUGUUCAGUCGUAUUCUGAUGUCGACACAUUCGACUGCGGUUCAAAACUGACUCAAGUGCGUAAAACUGUUGGCCAGAUUUUUAAGUGAUUAAAUAAACAACGCCAAAAGGUAUGCGCGUUUUGGCAUACGAUUGUAUUACAGGAAUAAAACAACCGUUUCGAGCGUGUGCGUGUCAUCGCGUUUAAAUAAUAAUAAUUAAAAAUUAACCUAAACACAAAUGUUUAAAUAAUUAUCCUAAUACAAUUGCGCUGGUAUACAAAACAAAUAGUACAACGACCGACGAAUUUGUCACCAUAAACGCAACAACAGUCAUUAGAACUACUGCAAGUCUACAACAUCGCGUCUUAUCAGCUGUUCUUCUGUAUCUAAGAAGAAAUAUUUAUUUUUUUGCUUAAAUAAAAUUUAAUUUUUUUUAAAUAGGAUGUUGGAACAUAGUUACAAAAGGCCGGAGGGUCCUUUAUCUGAAGAAAUGUUGACAGUCAGACGCUUAUUGGGUAUGACCGAAGAGUCCAUCAAACGGGAUGUCAAAGAACUUAUGGAAUGGUUGAAGGAGCAACCCGACCUACCAGAUAGAUUAGAAGGAGUUGAUACAGCUUGGUGGCUGGAAAAUUAUCUGAUUAUGAACAAAAAUUGCAAAGCUAGAGUAAAAGAAAAUUUACCAUAUUAUUUCCGAUUAAAAGAAUUAGCACCUGAUUUAACAACUGAUGAUCGAGAUCCCUUUACCUCUAAAGAAAUGUGCCAAACACAUGAAUCCACGACUUUGGCGAUUUUACCUAAUAUAAUGGAAAGCGGAGAUAGAGUAGUAUUGUUCAAACAUAAUGCCGGCGCACAACCUUGUGAUUACAGUCCAUUAGGAUUGGCUAUGAUCUUUACAAGUAUAGGCGAUCUAUGGUUAGCUAUGGGACAUAAUAAUACUCGAAUAAUAGGCAUUGUCGAUUUGAGUACGGUCCGAUUGGGAUACCUAGCCAGAUACCCUCUGGGACUAAUGCGUAGAUUUUUCCUUUAUGCUUGGAAAGCAUAUCCCGAACGGAUAGCAAAAGUCCAUAUCAUUAAUCCACCAAGUAUCUUAAACAUCAUAUUGAGCUUCUUUAAACCAUUUUUAAAAGCCAAGAUGCGAAAAAGAAUCGUCGUACAUCGCAAUUUAGAAUCUUUGAUAGAAACUAUUCCAUUAAAAUACUUGCCUAAAGAUUAUGGAGGUGAAUAUCCAUCAACACAGGAAUUACAUGAGCAUACUUGGCAGAAAAUUAAAGAGCAUCAAGCAUACCUAAGAACACGUGUUACUACACACAAUUCAUUGAAUACAAGUAAAUAAAAAUAAUCUAUUAACAGUCACUCAACAAGUAUGAAAGUAUUUCAUAAAGCAAACUCCUCUUCAACAGCGGGUUCAGGUCAUCAUUAGUGAUAAAUAGUUGAAUAAUUUACAUUUUAUCUUAUAUAUUAUUUAUGUUCAUAUUAUUGAUUGUUUAUAUAAAACUUUAAUAUAAUACAAUAUUUGAAUGUCAUAUUUUCAUCCAAUAUCACAAUUUUGUUAAAUUAAAUUUGGCUAACAGUAUUGUAUACAAAAAUUGUUAGUUUUGACUAGAUAUCAAACAUUAGUCAAUUAAUUUUCAUUAUUCAAUUUAGAACUAGUCCAUUUUCAUAUUUUAUUUAAUAAUUAUAAGUGAAUAUGUUUAAAUAUCAGUCAGUUUUAUUUUAUUUUGUUAUAUAAUAAACAAUUAGAAAAAUA
Daktulosphaira vitifoliae (grape phylloxera) is the source of this 1853-nucleotide messenger RNA. Its product is annotated as alpha-tocopherol transfer protein-like. The transcript is spliced from 7 exons. Gene Ontology annotation, molecular function: phosphatidylinositol bisphosphate binding. The coding region runs from base 549 to 1439 and encodes 296 amino acids. The record is from RefSeq and is a predicted model, not a curated record. Gene Ontology annotation, cellular component: membrane. NCBI's taxonomy places the organism in Eukaryota, Metazoa, Arthropoda, Insecta, Hemiptera, Phylloxeridae.